Molecule: messenger RNA, 2606 nt
Organism: Neodiprion virginianus
Lineage: Eukaryota; Metazoa; Arthropoda; Insecta; Hymenoptera; Diprionidae
Exons: 9
Coding region: 209-2506 (765 amino acids)
Biological process (GO): intracellular protein localization; receptor-mediated endocytosis
Cellular component (GO): apical plasma membrane; endocytic vesicle
Source: RefSeq, a predicted model, not a curated record
CGCCGACUGCAACGUGCGUGCCGGUUUUUUUUGUGCUUGUGAAUCGGGAAGUAAGUAAGAAGGCAGGCGAGUAGCUUUUGUCAAAGCGUCGAUCACUGCGGAGGAACGAAGAGAUCUGGAAGCCACUGAGAUCCGGGAAGAGUGAAGAGUGAGCGCGAGGAGGGUGAAAAAUUCAGGGGCAAAUAACGAUAAUCAAACAAGUGAAAAAAUGAGGAGCGUCGCGUUGGCGCUGGCGUGUUCCUGCGUCUUGGCCGUUGUGGGUCCGUCCUGGACGAUGGAGGAGGCGGCGUCCUCGAUGCCGCUUCAACCUUCGUCGGGCAGCAUGGCCCUCGACUCGGAUUUGGACUCGGAGGGUCUGCAGAGCGGGCCGGAAAAGCGGGUCUACAGUUACGUGUCCGAGUACAAGAGGCUCCCGAUCUACAACUUUGGUCUGGGGAAGCGGUGGUCGACGAGCGGCGUCGUCCCCGAGGAUAAGAGAGCACGUCUCUACUCGUUCGGGCUGGGAAAGCGGGCGAGACCUUACAGCUUCGGUCUUGGAAAACGCGGAGAGAGUUACGGAAACCAGGUCAGGAUGGAGGACGACUACGAGGAGGAGUUGCGGGAGCCGCUCGACGAGUUCCUCCAGGACAAACGGAGCCGUCUGUACAGCUUCGGUCUUGGAAAAAGAACCGCGGGGGCGGAGGAGCGGGGCGAUUUUGGACAGCGGUUCAAUUUCGGAUUGGGAAAACGACCCAGCGAGGCGGAAUUCGGUCGACGGUACAAAUUCGGUCUCGGUAAACGGCGGUUCGGCGGGGAUGAAGAGGCGGAUCAGCGGCAGAUCGCCCUCGCCUCUCAGCUGCUGCAGAGUCACUAUUUUUCCAAUUUGUUAUCACCGAGAGAGGCGUACAUCGUCUCCCAUGGGAUCAGACGCGACGACGCCCGUCGUCCGAGGCGAAAAGCGAGGCGGCCGUCAGUCGGUUCGAGAACCAGGAUGAACAACGCGGCCGCGACGUAUAACGAAAGGUGUAAAAUCCGGAAGUGGAGGUUCCCCGGGGGAUUAUCGUACCUUCCGGUUCUCCUUCUGGUCGUUAUUCUCCCUCCGCGAUCCUCGGGCAUCGAGAUAACUUGGAGGCCGGAUCUCGACUGGACCACCAAGAGCAACUGGGUAAACGAUUUCGUGCCCGAGAAUGGAAGCCGCGUCGUUUUCCCCGUCGAGAUGCGACUGUCGGUCGGACUUCCGGCCCGAAACGUCGUCCUCGACGUCGCCGGGCUUCAACUGCCACGGGACGGAGGCGUCGCCCUUCCAAAAGCAGGACGACUCACGAUAAGCGAAUCUAAUUCCUCGGCAAAAACGGCGGAGUGGAAAACGGAAGGUCCGUUGCUCUGGGCGGAUCCGAACAACUGGUCCUCGAAGAGGUCGCUGGCAGCGAUUCCUCACCUCGAGCGACUUCCGUGUCAGGAUGACGUCGUCGUCCUCCCAGCACCGGACCGCGUCUUCAGCGUCCGAAUGCCAAACGCCGAGGGCGUCAAGGUCAAGGGUGUAAGGCUGAGCGGUGACCUGGGAACCAUGCCGUCAUGGGACUGGAGAGACGCUAAAUUUCGGAGCGAGUUCGCCGCGGGACCGGCAUCAGUCGAGUAUAGCGGGUUGAGAAGCUGCACUAAUUGUCCUUGCCAGCCGGAAAGAACCGGAAGGGAGAUGCUUGAGGAAGUGUGCGAAGUCGUAAAAUCAAGCUGCGAGACGAUCUGCGACACCCCCAUCCGGAUCGAGGGUCACUGCUGCGACUUUUGCGGGGGCCGGGUUAAAGUGACGGACAAGACAUCGUUGAAUUUGUUGAAGAAGAUGGCUGACCAAGGCUUGUCGGGAUAUGGCAGCAGUUUAUCCUGGUACGUCCGUAGUACGUGGGACUCGCGUGGGGAAAUUUUGAUAGCUGGAAAAGACGGGAAAUACUCGUUUAGCCAGAUCGACGAUGCGAUACUCGCCCUCGCCAACGUUCUGAAAGAGCAGGGAAUCGAGAUCGUCGACACCGAGACGACAGGCUUCGCCCUGACCAUGUCAAAAACCGCGACGAUUCUGUUGCCCAUUUUCGGAACCCUCGUCGUCGUCGUCCUCGUUUUUCUCGUCAUCUUCCCCUACUUCGGGUACCCGUUACUCGAGAUCGUCGAGGACAGUUGGAGCGCAAUGCGUGUUCAUUUUUCGGAGAACAGAGAUGAGGGAAUGGCAUCGGGAAGCGGAACAAAGCCGAGAUUGCAUUUUCGAUCGUUCAGGUUCGCCCGUUUUCAAAACACGCCCGAUUCGAACGUGGAGUUGGCUACAGCCGCGGGAGAUAUCGUCGCCGAGGACGAAGACGAAUACGCCGAGGAGGAGAGCGGAAUCGGGAGUAGAUUCGCCAACCCGCUUUACCGAUCCGGAAAAAAACAAACCGCGGCUUCGCCGAAUGUUCAGAGCUUCGCGGCGUUACGGAAAACCCAAGACGCGGAGGAUCUUCUCCCUGCGGAUGACGAAGUCGACCUCACCCUCGACCCCUAGGCUUUGAAAAGCGGUUUAUACCCUUUAUAUUGCACAGAUCAAAUCCGCCCACGACCGUCAAAAGCGUCGAGCGUCGCUUUUUGCUUGUGCGCCGAGUGAU